Alternaria arbusti is the source of this 840-nucleotide messenger RNA. RefSeq lists its product as uncharacterized. The coding region runs from base 1 to 840 and encodes 279 amino acids. The record is from RefSeq and is a predicted model, not a curated record. Lineage: Eukaryota; Fungi; Ascomycota; Dothideomycetes; Pleosporales; Pleosporaceae. The transcript is spliced from 2 exons.
AUGCCACCCAAGAGAUCCCACGCGGAGAUGUCGGCUACAGGAAAUGAACCGCCGGCGCUGGAUGAUUGCCCACUAGGAGAACAUCUGGUCGCUUUUGCACAACGAGAGCAUGAAGUUAUCAAGAUAUGCCUGAGUUCCUAUGACGCCAACAUCGGUUCCAUCUUCCUGCCCCGUGAGAAGUUUGAAUCCGUCUGUCGCAGUGGCCACCGCCCUGUCUACCGUCAGCGUGAACCUAAAACCACACCGAAAUUAUUGUUGCUUGACGAAAGGAACUGCCCCGAGGUACUUGGUCUGUUCGUACAAUGGCUCUACACUGGAAGAUACACUGAGCAGAGUGGCCCAGUCGGGAAAUUGGACAGCGUUACCAAAACUCCGCGCCUGGACAUGUGCAACUCUUACGAAAAAGACACCAUGGAGUGGACAGCCAAGGCUGCGGUACUAGCUUGGGCUUUGGGUAAAGAGCUGAGAGUACCCAGCUUCCAGAACUAUGCUAUGAGACGCCUGUUCGCCGCUUUCUCACGCCCUUCCAAAAGACCGUUACUCACACCAGCCUUGUAUAAAUACGGUCGAAAAGUAGGCCGCUACUGGUUCAUCGGAAGUCUCGCCUCUAGGGAAGAAUGGAGAGACAAGGGACCACUGGAGCGGGCGCUAGGCGUAACUAUCAUUCGAAAUUGGGGCGACUCGGCUGUAGUUGAUCAAGAGGAAUUGGAACCGUGGUCCGAUUUGCUCAGAUCAUCCGACGCAUUCCGGGACAAGUUCCUCGAAGGAUCUCUACUGUCGCUCAAAGAACGUCGUAAGAAGACCCUGAUGGCGGAAGAUUAUUUCGUCGAUGUGCCCUAG